Molecule: messenger RNA, 1170 nt
Organism: Solanum stenotomum
Lineage: Eukaryota; Viridiplantae; Streptophyta; Magnoliopsida; Solanales; Solanaceae
Product: zinc finger protein 4-like
Exons: 3
Coding region: 367-1074 (235 amino acids)
Source: RefSeq, a predicted model, not a curated record
UUAACUAACCAUUUUAGCACUAUCUUGUUGAACUAAGCUUUUUCCUACACGAUUUAACCGACCUUUGAGUCAUUACUACGAUAACAACCAGUCGUAAUAAGGUUCAACAUGAGCUUGGUGUUUAAGGUUGUAAGCAGGUAGAUCUUUUCCCGUAUGUGAACAAAUGAUGUACUUUUAUUUGAUGCACUGGUACUGAUUUGAGAAUGUAGAAUUCCUACUCGUUCGUGUGGUAUCUAUUUUACUGAUCUGGGAAUUUCAAAGCUGUUUCCAUAGAGGUGAAUCAACUAACGACGACCAUCCAUUGAUUUAACACUCCCUGUUGUUUUACCAAAGUCUAAAUCCGUACCCGACUUGUCUCCAAGCAACAUGAAGCCUCCAAAUUUCAAUCUUGAAUCAGAAGAUGAGUCCGAGGUCAGCAACUGCCAAGUGGGUUCAAACAUAUCCGUCCAAGAAAUUCGCCCUGGUCCUUCCCUUAAUAUUCAGCAGGAAUCAGUUUCUGUUACUCUUGACUUGAUUCUUGGUUUCAACAGCAGUGACUCCGAGUUGAAAACCAAUGGAGAGGCGAGUGACGAAGUAGUACCCCAUCCUCCAACGGCAGCAUUAUCCAGAGUUUUCUCGUGCAAUUUCUGCAGGCGCAAGUUUUACAGCUCCCAGGCGUUGGGCGGACACCAGAACGCACAUAAGAGGGAGAGGACUUUAGCUAAGAGAGCAAUGCGGAUGGGAAUGUUAUCAGACAGGUAUGCUAGCUUAGCAUCAUUGCCCCUUCACGGGGCUGCAUUUCGAUCUCUUGGCGUUGAAGCUCAUGCUUCCGCACACCAACGCAUCUCGCACCAAGAAAUGCCUAUUCACGCAGUUAGAAGCGGGGCUAGAUUUGAACAAGGCUAUUUCGGGAUGCCAGUAUUCGUGGAGGAUGAUGAAGUGGAGGUGUUCUGGCCCGGUAGCUUCAGGCAAAUAGAGGGAAUUGGUGGCAAUAUGGGGUAUAAUUCAGGUCAAAGUUCAAGCAUAAAUUUUGUAGCUGUAGCUCCUCAAACUAGGACAGAUCCAACAUUGCCUGAUCUUAAUUUGAAACUCUGAUGGUUUUUUUUUUUUUUUGCAUUCUAUUCUACUUUUUGUAUCAGAAUUUUCAUAAUUGUGGUAUUACAUUAGUGCUCUAUUUGUACAGGAGGUGAA